Messenger RNA from Charadrius vociferus (killdeer), 940 nucleotides. It is a transcript of the gene MPG, whose product is annotated as N-methylpurine-DNA glycosylase. The coding region runs from base 1 to 822 and encodes 273 amino acids. Gene Ontology annotation, molecular function: alkylbase DNA N-glycosylase activity; DNA binding. NCBI's taxonomy places the organism in Eukaryota, Metazoa, Chordata, Aves, Charadriiformes, Charadriidae. The record is from RefSeq and is a predicted model, not a curated record. Gene Ontology annotation, biological process: base-excision repair. The transcript is spliced from 3 exons.
AUGCCAAGAAAAAGAAAGCUGUUGGCUCAAUUAAGUGCUCUCCAAAGCAACUCCAGCCUCCCUCCUUUAGAUGCCUUGGGGAACCUGAACGCUACGCCUGCUGGGGAUUCUUCUCCAAAAAGCAGCAAAUAUUUUGCAAUAGAGAAAAAAAGUUCUUCCCGGCUAGAAGCAGAUUUUUUCAACCAGCCCUGUAUUAGUCUGGCCAAGUCUUUUCUGGGACAGAUUUUAGUUCGCAAACUUCCUGAUGGCAGAGAACUCUGGGGGAGGAUUGUUGAAACAGAAGCUUAUCUGGGUGGGGAAGAUGAAGCUUCUCACUCGAAAGGUGGGAAACAAACUCAACGAAACGCAGCAAUGUUCAUGAAACCAGGAACCCUGUACGUGUAUCAGAUCUAUGGGAUUUAUUUCUGCGUGAAUGUUUCCAGCCAAGGGGAAGGGGCUGCAGUCUUACUUCGCUCUUUGGAGCCUCUUCAGGGUUUAGAUGCGAUGAGAGAGCUGCGCAGCGCUUCAAGGAAAGGACCCACAAAGCCGCUGAAGGACUGGCAGCUGUGUAAUGGGCCCUCCAAGCUCUGCCAAGCAUUUGGGAUUGAUAAGGCUUUUGACCAAAGGGACCUGACUCAAGAUGCAGCCAUCUGGAUGGUACCUGGACAUGACCUACCAGGGGAGCAGGACGUGAUAACCACAACAAGGAUUGGUAUUGGCAACAGGGGAGAGUGGGCACAGAAACCUCUCAGGUUUUAUUUACGAGGAAACAAAUUUGUGAGCGUUGUAGACAAGAAAACAGAGAGAGAGAUGGCAGCAAUGGAACACUUCUCUUGCAGCUGAAGAGUCUUGCAGCUGUGCCACUGGCCAGGACUUGAGCUGCACUCUGUAUGAUAGCCUCGAGCUAUGGCAUGGCAGCAGUGAGGGUAAACAUAGUACCAUGGAGGUUUUUAACAAUAAA